Molecule: messenger RNA, 654 nt
Organism: Sipha flava (yellow sugarcane aphid)
Lineage: Eukaryota; Metazoa; Arthropoda; Insecta; Hemiptera; Aphididae
Exons: 3
Coding region: 1-654 (217 amino acids)
Source: RefSeq, a predicted model, not a curated record
AUGCCUUAUUCUGAAGGAUUUCGAUAUUACCUCACGUGUAUCGAUAGAUAUACUCGAUGGCCUGAGAACCACGGCCUAUCAUCCGUCAGCAAAUGGCAUGGUGGAACGAGCCAUCGGCAGCUUAAAGCCGCCAUUAAAUGUCAUCAAAAUAAUCGAUGGACAGAAACUCUUCCGACAGUCUUAUUGGGCAUCCGAGCAGCUUGGCGCGACGAUCUUAAAUCCACCUCUGCAGAAUUAGUCUAUGGAGAGCCACUUAGACUCCCUGGUGAAUUCCUAACGUCAAAAGAUAAUGCUGCCAAGUUCGACGACGCAGCUGAGUUUAUCAAAGAUCUUGGACAUCACAUUCAGCAGAUCCGACCUGUCAAUAGUACACGACAUGGCGAGAAGAAAAAAAUUGUUUUCAAGGACCUUGCAACCACAGAAGUCAUAAGUCGAAAUAAAAAAACUUUUGUCAUUGAUAUAAAGAAGAAAAAAGUUAGAGUAACUAUUGAUAGACUUAAACCGGCCUACAUCAUAGUAGACGACCAUUCUAAGGAACAUAUUUCGAGAAAAAUUCAGACACCUACACCGAAUAUCAUUACAAAGGAGUAUCAAAGGACACGUUCCGGAAGAAGAGUUCGUUUUCCAGACCGUCUCCAAGUAGGUUAUGCUUGA